GCGAUAAACGCCUCUGUAGCUGCGAGCCCACCACUUUAUAUGCGUUCCCGUCGGAGCAAAUAGCUGAGGGAACUUACGCAAUCUUUUAAGAAAUAAGUUGGUGCGGUAAGAACAACAGAAUAGUUGCCAUUUGCAGGACCGGGUCACACGAACGCAGGAGCUCGAGAAUUCAGUUUGCAGAAUGUAGUAGCGGACAAAUGAAAAAGAAAUCACACUGCUGCACGCUGUGAUCCAUUCACCCAGAAUUGCAGGUACCAUCGACAUCAUCGGGAGGCGCAAGUAUGGUGAACAGGGCAGCCUUUCCUCUCCUGUUGCUUGCGGCAGCGGUGGGAGCCCAAAGGCCGUGUGAACAAUAUACUACGACAAUUAAGGCUCUGGAACAGAGCACAUGUAUUCUUAGGAACACAACAAAAUUUGAGGAUGCCUUUGGCGGGUUCAAUGGAACGCGGUGCAGGUCGACCUUGAGAGUCACGAGCAACUGCUCAUGCACGGACGGAAGGGCUGCAGUGACCAAGCGAUACUGUGCGCACAGUAUUUUUUACACGAAAGACGAAAACGCAGUGAACGUUACUCUCGGAUACUGCAAUGAUAAAGGAUACUGCAGCAUCAAAGACAUUGAAGCAUAUUGGGAAGUGGACGUCAAAGCACCAGAGGUGGCAGAACGACUUAAAGCCUACCCCAGACCGCCGUGCGUUGCUCCAAGCAUUAAUGUGUCACCUGAGCUUACUGCAGUGGCUGGUUGCGAGUUCUUCUGUUAUAAAGGGCGUAACAAGGACAUCGAUGACGGAAGGCCAUGCGUGAUGGAGUGGUACUCGGCUAGCGUAACUGGGGAGCCAGUAGUGACACUUACUGGAACUUGCUUCCAAGGAAUAUGCCAUCAUUCUGCAUCGACCUGGCAUACUAUACGUGGCUUGUGUCAUGACAGUGAGCGCUUCAGCAAGUACGGCGAUGUAGUAGAAAGUUGCAAGUAUAGGUGCCCGGACAACUCUAAUCGAAAUCGACCCUACGGACUUACAUGCUUGAUACGCAAGACACGGGUCACAAGCAGAAACGUGGUUGGAAUUUGCAACAAAGGCUCGUGUGCAGACAUUCGUCUGGAUGAUCCGUGUGCAAUGAAGUUUCAUAAUGAAAGAACAGUGCCGCAAAGAGUAUCCAAAAGUUGUCUCUGUCAUGGCACGCCAGUGGCCAAUGGAACUCUGUGUGCGUUGGCAUACUCCUUUGGUUUUGAAGGUUACAUGUUACAAAGAGUAGGAGCCUGCUUUGGAGGCAUAUGUCAAGAACGACCCCCCGAGAGGCCUCCCAAACAAACAUUUAAGAAAAGAGAGUGCAAAGUGGAGGACGUGCAGGUUACGCCAGAGCUCAUUGUGGCUGGUGGCUGCAGGGCAACGUGCAGACGCUAUGAGACCGAAGACCGUCCAAAUGGGACACUGUGUUUCCGUCAUUACACUCGGGACUCAUUCGGUUACUUUCAAAAGGCGAGAACUUACCACAUCGGUGAAUGCGAAGCUGGCAAAUGCCGAUACUCCACAAAUAGCUUCCUCAUUAAGCUUUGAAUCUGGAUCAUUAUGUGGCAUGCGAGCGUAAGCCUGUCGAAAUAAACAUCAGUGACCAAUC
Messenger RNA from Rhipicephalus sanguineus (brown dog tick), 1614 nucleotides. RefSeq lists its product as uncharacterized. Bases 282 to 1553 code for a protein of 423 amino acids. The record is from RefSeq and is a predicted model, not a curated record. NCBI's taxonomy places the organism in Eukaryota, Metazoa, Arthropoda, Arachnida, Ixodida, Ixodidae. The transcript has 18 exons.